AUGACUCCUGCUGUCUUUGUGGUGAUUCUGUGCUUUGGACUGGCCUUAGGUGCUUCAGUACAUGAUCCUAAUUUGGAUUCUCAAUGGGAAGAAUGGAAGGAGAAAUAUAAAAAAAAAUACAGCCCGGAGGUAGAAGCAGUGAGGAGAGCAAUAUGGGAAGAAAAUAUGAGAAUUGUCAAACUGCACAAUGGGGAGAAUGGUCUGGGAAAGGAUGGCUUCACCAUGGAACUGAACUCCUUUGGUGACCUGACUGGUGAAGAAUUCAGAAACCCAAUGGCUAAUAUUCCAGUUCCAGCUGCCCUGACAGUGACAAAAAAAGACAAAAAAAUAGUUGAUGGUCUACCCAAAUUUAAGAACUGGAUAAAGGAAGGCUAUGUGACUCCUGUAAGAAACCAGGGUACAUGCGGCUCUUGUUGGGCUUUUGCUGCAGCUGGUGCCAUAGAAGGACAGAUGUUCUGGAAAACUGGCAAACUCACCCCUCUGAGUGUGCAGAACCUAGUGGACUGUUCUGAAAAGCAAGGAAAUAAAGGUUGUGAUUAUGGCACUGCAUACAGUGCCUUCAUGUAUGUUAAUGAAACUAAAGGUCUCCAGGAUGAGAUUUCCUAUCCAUAUGAAGGAAAACAAGGAACCUGCAGGUACAAUAGUUCGAAUUCUAAAGCGUAUGUCACAGACUUUACGCUCCUCCUACAGAAUGAAAUUUACUUACUGGUUGCUGUAGCAUCAAUAGGGCCUGUUGCUGCAGCAGUUGAUGCUUCCCACGACUCUUUCAGGUUCUACCGUGGAGGUAUUUAUUAUGAGCCAAAAUGCAGUCAGUAUUCUGUGAAUCAUGCAGUUUUGGUAGUUGGCUAUGGAUAUGAAGGAAAUGAGACAGAUGGCAAAGAUUACUGGCUGAUCAAGAACAGCUGGGGUGAAAAUUGGGGCAUGAGAGGCUACAUGAAGAUUGCCAAAGAUCGUAGCAACCAUUGUGGAAUUGCUUCGCAAGCUUCCUUUGUUGAUAUAUUCUGA
Psammomys obesus (fat sand rat) is the source of this 1005-nucleotide messenger RNA. RefSeq names its product cathepsin J-like. NCBI's taxonomy places the organism in Eukaryota, Metazoa, Chordata, Mammalia, Rodentia, Muridae. Gene Ontology annotation, cellular component: lysosome. The transcript has 7 exons. The record is from RefSeq and is a predicted model, not a curated record. Bases 1 to 1005 code for a protein of 334 amino acids. Gene Ontology annotation, molecular function: cysteine-type endopeptidase activity. Gene Ontology annotation, biological process: immune response.